CGCACUUUCAGACCAUGAUGAGCUACAACUCGCCCACCGUGCCAUUUUCUAAAUUCGCACGCACAAGACACGGUAAAGCCAAAAAUCAACACGCGUCAUUCUUUCGCGCGCCACUGCCACUUCUCUCUACAUAUUGUCAGUUCGACAGCGACAUCCUUUCCUAAGGCUUAUUUGUCAUUGGUUGGAUUGAGAAGUAAUCAUCUCCGACCCACUCUGGCGAAGGCUUCAUAUAUCCAAUAUCCCGGACUUGGUCUUAAGGCAGUAAGACGCGACGGAUACUACACCAUCAGCCACGCAUCGCAACCAACAGCCAUGUCCGACCUGCACGCCAACAAACGCGCACGGGUGGACUCUACCGGCGAUGCCCAUCCCCACCGUACCCAGGAGUCGGACUCGGACUCGGACUCGGACGAGCGAAUCCAAGCAUCAGCGUCCGCGCAGAUCCUAGCGGGCGAGAAAGGGCGCAUGAUCCGCGAGCACGUUGACGAAGUGGACGAAGAGACGCUCGCCAGAAUAGUGGUUCACGCGGCCACCGUGCACCCAGACAUCUACGCGCUGCUGGGGCGAGAAGUCAUGAAGCUCCGGCACGAGAUAGCCAACCGGAUAAUCGACUUCCCAUGGCAGUCCGGCCAUGUAUGGCGGCAGAUGAACAGCGGGGAGGAUGGCUAUAGCAGCUGGCGGGACUCCAAAAGGGCCGAAGAGAUUGUCGAGGACAUCCAAGGUAUCGUGUCUGAUAUUGUAGACGAGUGUGGCCCGUAUGUUCACCCACAGACGCGCUAUAAUGGCCUGGCGGUGCUGCGCAAGAUGGCCAAGUCCAUUGCGCUUGCAUCCAAUUCGGUGGCCCGUGAAAUCCAGGAUACCUUUUCGUGGGAUCCCUUCCUGGAGGAGGCGAUGUUGUCUAUUGUGUCUGCCAUGCCGAUAUCGGAAAGACAGGUAGUGUGUGAACACGGGGGUGAGAAGGGGCUUUGGCCAAAGCUGGAAGAGCUGAAGAAUAUUGCGAAUAAUCAUGAUGUCUUUGAACGCUUAUGGGAGGUGACGGACCUAUUGGAAGAGUGGAGGCCAUCUGAGAGUGAAGAAUGAAGUAGAGAAUAUGACAGUGGCGAGGAGGAUAAUAAGAAUAGUAAGGGGGGCCCAGAUAAGGAGGUCGCGG
Messenger RNA from Aspergillus heteromorphus CBS 117.55, 1150 nucleotides. RefSeq lists its product as uncharacterized. The record is from RefSeq and is a predicted model, not a curated record. The transcript has a single exon. NCBI's taxonomy places the organism in Eukaryota, Fungi, Ascomycota, Eurotiomycetes, Eurotiales, Aspergillaceae. Bases 313 to 1080 code for a protein of 255 amino acids.